AUGUCCGAAACAGGCGUUGGGCUUGUUUCCAUUGCAGUGACCGUUUUGCCGUUGGUUGUAAUUAUUCUUUUUGUGGUGUGUUCGUAUUUGCACGACAGCCUACAUGGUACCGGACUGUCUGGCAGUAAAGUUGAAGUUGUUGAGCAACUGCUGUUCGGUGGCAGUGACUACUUGCGCAACGUCGUCGUUCUAGCGAUUACAAUUUCCCAGAUUUUCAGCCCAAAUCUUCUCCUUGAGAGCAUGUAUGUGAGCCGAUUGCAGGCUAUCAGCUUGAUACUUGGAAGGACAGUGAGUUUCGCCCUGUGCGUUUUCUUCUGGAACAGGAUAUCAUCAAUGGGCUUUCAGAGCAUCGGAGCAUACCUUAUGCACCGCUACGAGAAUCCAUAUAUUCUGGCUCUGUACUAUAUAAAUUCCCUUAUGGGGUCCUUCUAUCUUUACCAUAUUUAUGCUGGACCUAUCAUUUUUGGCACCGUGGAACAGUUCAGCACGAGCCGAGCCUUCUUCCUUGUACUAACCGGCUACAUAUCAAUUUGCAGCUUUGGCGGUAUGCGGACUACCCUUUUCACCGUCUCUGUCCUUUGGGUGAUGGAAUACGUUGGUAAAGCGAUGUUAAUAAAACAUGCUUACGCUGCCGGCAAAGUUGACCUGGAGAACAUAACAGCUGAAAAUGAUGUGUGCAUGAGCUCAAACCCGUUGAAUAGUUUUGUUGGCAGUUUCUGUCUCCUCAUGGCGGUGCAGCCAGGCUAUACAGUCUUCCACGCGGCCGAGUCCCCACUUACGUCAAAAAUCAGCAUGGCUGUGGGUCUACUCCUCUUCUGGCUAAAUUCUGUGGGUUCCAUUUUCAGCGCCAAUGCCCUCAAGACCUUUGGGCAAAAGCAUAACCUGAGUGGCACUCGAUGGAUCUACGGCCUUCUGCGCUUUGCAAGUGGACCCAGUGCUAAGGAGAGGGCCCUCCUACAGGAUCAAAUUCUCGAGACUCAAGAUAUCAGCGGCUACCUACACGAGUCG
Molecule: messenger RNA, 1008 nt
Organism: Dibothriocephalus latus
Lineage: Eukaryota; Metazoa; Platyhelminthes; Cestoda; Diphyllobothriidea; Diphyllobothriidae
Source: the annotation of a GenBank genome assembly